UGCAUUUCCUCCUCACAUCCUACGCUGACCCUCCGAUACCCCGCAGACUGGACACACGCAAGCCUCGCUGGGAAACGAGCUUUAGCUGCUGUUAAGGAGAGAUGGGCAGCUUGUAUAAGGAUGAGCAGGACAACUGGAUCACAGUGUGUCUCAAGUACCUCCUCUUCGUUUUUAACUUCCUGUUCUGGAUGGGUGGUGGGGUGGUGAUGGGUGUCGGGAUCUGGACGCUGGUCGAUAAAGGAGAGUACCUGAGCCUGCUGGCCUCCAGUACAUUCGCCGUGUCCGCUUACAUUCUGAUCCUGGCAGGAGGGCUGGUGAUGGUCACGGGGUUCCUGGGCUGCUGCGCCGUCAUACAUGAGCAGAGGAGCUGUCUGUCCACGUACUUCUCCUGUCUGCUUCUGAUCUUUCUAAUUGAGCUGGUGGCUGGUGUUCUGGCCUACGUUUAUUAUCAGUCGCUGAGUGAAGAGCUGAAGCAGCACUUGAGCAAGACAAUGACAGAGAACUAUGCCCAACCUGGAAAAGAGAGCAUCACACAUUCUGUGGACAGACUACAGCAGGAUUUCAAGUGCUGCGGGAGCAACAACUCAUUUGACUGGACACACAGCGCGUACAUCAUGUCCCUGGAAGCGGAGAAAAGAUUGGUCCCAGACAGCUGCUGUAAGACCAUCACCCAUCAGUGUGGAAAGAGAGACCACCCCUCAAACAUCUACAAGGUGGAGGGCGGCUGUAUCAGUAAACUGGAGCAGUUUCUGGCAGAUCACUUGCUCAUUAUUGGUGCUGUGGGAAUAGGUGUGGCCUGUCUACAGCCUGCUGUGGGACUCCCAAUGUGUCCGAUCUAUUUCAGGCCUCUCUCUUCCUGCCUAUUGUAUCGCUCUCUCUGGACCUAGACUGCUGGAAAGGAGAGCUUUCAAAGGUGUCAACAUAUCUUCUCAGAAAAAAAGACUGUUUGUCCCUAGCUUUUGUGAAGGUCUGCUGAUUGCGUAUAAGUCUCAUCUCUCGGUUUGUUGUUGUUGUGCAGUUAAUCCCACUUUCAUUUGGUUUUAUUGUCCUCUGGAGUAGCAUUAGAAGUGCUGGCAGACAGCAGUAUUACUGCUUCUCACUCAGUGCUUUAUGACAUGGAGGACAAUUCCGUGAAAAGAACAAGCUUUUUAAAGGUGAAAAUGAAAAAUGGACACAAAGGAAGGUAUUCUGUAAAUUUUCUAAGAUGCUCUUUUACAUGCACGGAAAUUAAUGAGGUUUUGAAUUGAAUGUUCCAAAAAUGACAAAGAGGCAUAAAGCAGUAU
Molecule: messenger RNA, 1283 nt
Organism: Carassius carassius (crucian carp)
Lineage: Eukaryota; Metazoa; Chordata; Actinopteri; Cypriniformes; Cyprinidae
Product: tetraspanin-11-like
Exons: 8
Coding region: 102-887 (261 amino acids)
Cellular component (GO): membrane
Source: RefSeq, a predicted model, not a curated record